GUUAUAUGUCUUCUCUUCUGCCUCAUUUGCAAUUGACUGUGACCCCAACUAACACCCUCUUCAACCUCCCUAUUCUGGAACCCCCGCCCUACGCAACAUGGAGCAAGGAAAAGGCCUCUGGAAGAAGCGCAUCCUCGUGCCCUUCUGGAUUGUGCGAAUAUGUCUCAUGAUAUUCAUCAUCGCCAUAUUCGCCUAUACCCUACGCACGCUGAAAGAUCUCAAGGACUUUACUGAGCCAGGACCGGGCACCGUCGUCCUCUUCAUUCUCUUCAUGGUCAUUGUGCUGUUGAUUGACGUGCUCGCCAUUCUUCUCUUCCUUCGAGAUAAGCUCAAGCCGGGCACCUUCCUGACCAUGAACUGUUUCCAGACUGGCUUCUGGGCCGGCGUUCUGAUUGUCGACUUUGUAGCAAUCGGCCACGGCGUAAGCCCCGUCGGAAUCGGCUUCAGCAUCUUUGUCUUCCUCACAUUCCUUGGUCUCCUCAUCUACUCAAUCAUCGGCCACCGUCGCGCAAAAGCCGCAGCCCAGCGAGGUCACUAUGCGCCCGCCCACAACCCAGCUCUGCCUGCUACCGACUUGCACGGCACUCCCUACUUUGGCGCGCCCGAUAACCAUCAGAACACCGCAUACCAUUCGCAGACACACCCACCCCCAGAUGCGCACGAUCAAUAUGCUGCUCCUCCAUCAUACCAAGCCGGCGCUGCAGGCGACUAUUACCAGCAGCAGCCCAUGAAGCCUGCUCACAUUGUUUGAGAGGGUCUUGUAAAUCCCAUAACGACCAAAGUGUUUCGGUGAAUCGGCGCAAUUAAAUAUGAAUAGGGCUGUGUAGUCUACGC
Bipolaris sorokiniana ND90Pr is the source of this 834-nucleotide messenger RNA. RefSeq lists its product as uncharacterized. NCBI's taxonomy places the organism in Eukaryota, Fungi, Ascomycota, Dothideomycetes, Pleosporales, Pleosporaceae. The record is from RefSeq and is a predicted model, not a curated record. The coding region runs from base 98 to 751 and encodes 217 amino acids. The transcript is spliced from 3 exons.